This is a messenger RNA of Branchiostoma belcheri (Belcher's lancelet), 2643 nucleotides long. Its product is annotated as alkylglycerol monooxygenase-like. Gene Ontology annotation, cellular component: endoplasmic reticulum. Bases 200 to 1552 code for a protein of 450 amino acids. The record is from RefSeq and is a predicted model, not a curated record. Lineage: Eukaryota; Metazoa; Chordata; Leptocardii; Amphioxiformes; Branchiostomatidae. Gene Ontology annotation, biological process: lipid biosynthetic process. Gene Ontology annotation, molecular function: iron ion binding; oxidoreductase activity. The transcript is spliced from 12 exons.
GUCAAUAAUAUGAACCUAGCGGUCGCGGGGCUGAUCGUGACUUGGAGUCAAGUGGUGUACACGAACGAUGUUUGCCAAGUAUGGAAACAUGCACGUUCUAUGCUCACGGGAAGUCAAUCAAACAAAGUCGCAAAAUCCGUAUACUAGUAUAUAACUCCAGGCUCCCAUCCCUUCGCAUAAAAGUGGUAUCACCCACAACAUGUCAGGACUUCAAGGCGCACAGAUGGCUCCUUCAACUGCUCCAACUUUCUCCACGGGACUUCGACAAAUUUUCUACCUCGUCACUCCGGCUGAAACUACCUUUGAGGCCUUAGAAGACGUUCCGAACUAUGUGAAACAGGCAAUGCCCUUUGUAGUUCUCCUGUUCCUUGUUGAGACGCUGGUUGCCUGGAUACAGAAAAGGACCACGCCCAGGUUCAACAAUGUCAUCGCUUCCGGGGGUGUUGCGCUUGUCACACAAAUCGUCAGGCUCCUGACUGUAGGUGUUGAGAUGAUGGCGUAUGUCUGGCUGUAUCGACAUCUGCGAUUGGUGGAUAUGUCCUGGGACUCACCUUUGACCUGGUGGACCGCAUUCUUUGGGGUGGAGUUUGGUUACUACUGGAGCCACAGGCUACACCAUGAGGUGAACAUACUCUGGGCGGCACACCAGGUGCACCACAGCUCUGAUGAUUACAACAUUCUGUCAUCGUUACGGACAUCAGCCUUUCAACGCUGCUCCUCCUUUCUCCUGUACUUACCCCUGGCCUUAGUAGUGCCCCCUGCUGCUUUUUUGGUGCAUUACCAGCUGAAUCUGCUAUACCAGGCAUGGCUGCACACAGAGGUGGUUGGUUCCCUGGGUCCACUGGAAUACAUCCUGAACACACCAACUCAUCACAGAGUCCACCAUGGUCGGAAUCACAUGGGAAAGAACUAUGGCGGAACACUCAUCAUCUGGGAUCGAAUGUUUGGUACUUUCCACCAGGAGAGUGGGCCACUUGUCUAUGGCUUAAGAGCGGCUGUGAAUACCUGGGACCCAGUCUGGAUACAGUUUCAUCACUUUGUGUGUAUCUGGCAUGCCUUCUUCAAAACACCUGGGCUGUGGAACAAAACGCGUGUGCUGUUUGCUGGGCCAGGCAGGACCCUUCGUUAUAAACCUCAACUGGAAUCUACACAGGAGUUUCCUAAGCGACCAACUCCAAAAUAUGACAGUAAGGUGUCCAUGGGUUGGGUGUGCUAUGUACUGAUGCACUUCGCACUUGCACUGCUGACUGCUAGAACAAUCCCUAAGGACCUGAGUAUUUUUGGAACUGUCGGAAAGCUGGCAUCUAUAAUGUGGACACUUUCCUCCAUAGCAGCCAUUCUGGACUGCAGGCCGAUUGCUCCUAUAAUGGAACUUUCCCGAUGUAUGUCCGUUUUGGGAACAGGCUUUCUGCUGUGGCUCUCUGGUGCCCUGCUGACCUCACAACCUGUCCUGACAGUGGUCACUUUAGCCUGUCACGCUGCUUCUGUGGUCAUCUGGACAGUGUAUCUCAUGAAGUCACCCUAUGUAGCCACUAGAGGAAAGAUCUGCUAGUCUCAUGUGUCAGCAAUAUCUUUCAAUCCUUCACUUAAGCAGACUUUCUUGUUUCAGGUGUUACUAUACACCUGCAAUAUAGUGUAAUCCUUAGAUGCAAAUAAGGAUCUACUUAACACAAUUAAUGUGUCAUAAUUAUGACAUGAUGUGGAACUUAGUUACAGGUGAACAUCACUUAUCAUUGAUUAUGUAAAUGUCAAGGUCUGAUUUGCAUAAUUGGUAAUGAAAUAUCAAGAUCGAAUUUUGUCAAUAUAUAGUACACAUGCAAUAUAUGUAAUUUAAGUAUAUAAAACCAUCGAUCAGAAUAAAUUAUGCUAAUUAUAACAUAACCGUAAUCGAUGAGGAAAAAUGAAAUUGCUAGAACAAAAUUUACAAAAGCUCUAAAUAUUUCAUGGAGGUAUGAGAUCUCCGAACUCUUGUUUUUCCUGGACGGGUUUCCAUGUAGCCAGCUACGUAACGAUAGUUCCUCCUAGAGUGGGGCUUGUCGUGUAUUCAUGAUGACAUUGAUGUCAACUACCCAUCUGUAGAUGACAUUGACGUCUAUUAAUGAUGACAUUAACGUCAUCUACCAAUGUGUUACAGGGAUAUGUCAGUAACCUUCUUUGCAUGAGUACUACGGUACUCAGACAGUCCUAUGCUUUAGAUUAGAAUGUUCUCGUACAAGCCGCCAUCGACCGAUCUUGGAACGUUAUCCUACGUCAGCGUUCACUCUGAAGAGGUUAUGUAACUACACUUGAGGCUACCCAUCACUCUGCAAAUGGCACUCCACACGUUAUGUAAGUGCAGUACAAGAAAGCGAUUUCCUCUACUCGUGUCGCCCACUGACGGUCUCCGAGCUAAUCUGGGAUGCUCCGUGCGUCAGUGGCGUCUCCCCCGAGGGAAAAUACAGUUUAGCGGUUUGAAUUCCGGCUGUUGAAAUCUUUUAAUCUUUAAACAGGUCUUUAUGUAACAUUGCCAGGGUAAACAUGAUAGAUUUCUAUUAUAUAUUUAACUUGAACAAUAUAACUAUAUAUCUUGUGAAAAGCUAACUACUAUCAUCGUCAAUAAAGUGUGUAUCGAGUGUCACUUGAUGAUUGCUACAAUAAAAUUCC